AUGAUAGCAGAAAACGAGGAAAAUGGAAAAGUAAGGGAAGGCAGACGUGCGAAAGCUUCGCCAACGGGUCAGAGGUCAGUGGGAAUGAGUGGUGAGCGCGAUGAUGGAUACGGUGCGAGGUCUUCAUUGAAGAUUCUUCAGGGAAUUGAUGAGAGACGCCGACCUCGAGAUCAACCGACCGAGAAGCGGCGAAUGCAUAAGCGAGCUUCGAUGCCUGCUUGCAACUUUCGAUGA
Molecule: messenger RNA, 234 nt
Organism: Dracunculus medinensis (Guinea worm)
Lineage: Eukaryota; Metazoa; Nematoda; Chromadorea; Rhabditida; Dracunculidae
Source: the annotation of a GenBank genome assembly